This is a messenger RNA of Limanda limanda (common dab), 2505 nucleotides long. It is a transcript of the gene hapstr1b, whose product is annotated as HUWE1 associated protein modifying stress responses b. Lineage: Eukaryota; Metazoa; Chordata; Actinopteri; Pleuronectiformes; Pleuronectidae. The record is from RefSeq and is a predicted model, not a curated record. The transcript is spliced from 4 exons. The coding region runs from base 261 to 1046 and encodes 261 amino acids.
GCCGCGCAGCCCUUUAGGUGUUGUCGUCGCGGUCGCUUGUUCGGUUUGUUUCACGCUGAGCUUCGGACGAGCUUCGUGGAAGGAAUCGAACAAUGUGGCUCUAACCGCUUUUCCACUUCCCCCCCCGCGCCGCUAGCGACGUUUUAAACGUGUUUCUCUACCCCCCCCUCCCCUCUCCCCGGAUUCCGAACCAUCCAGCACACCGCACCGAGGGGGCUAGCUCCACAAGCUAACCGGCUAACGUAGCCUAGCAUCGAGCUAUGGAGGAGCGGAAGGAGGAGGGGGAGAUCCAGGAGCACGGCCCCGAGCACUGGUUCUCCAAGUGGGAGCGGCAGUGCCUGGCCGAGGCCGAGCAGGGCGAGCCCAGCGAGGAGGAGUCGGAACCGGGGCAACAGAAGCUGUGGCACCUGUUCCAGAACUCGGCCACCGCCGUGGCUCAGCUCUACAAAGACCGAGUUUGUCAGCAGCAAGGCCUCUCCCUCUGGGUGCCCUUCCAGAACGCAGCCACAGCUGUCACUAACCUGUACAAAGAGAGUAUGGAGGCCCGUCAGCGGAGCUAUGAACUGGGCAUACACUUAGGCUACCAGCGCAGAAAUAAGGAGGUUAUUGCAUGGGUAAAGAAACGCAGAAGAACGAUCAGGCGAGAGGAUCUCAUCAGCUUCCUGUGUGGCAAAGUCCCCCCCCCAAGGACAGGUCGGGCCCCACCUAGGGUUGCCAUGGUUUCUGCAAGCCGACCAGCGCCCCCUGAGACAGGCAGCUCUGUGGAGACCGACCUGCAGCCCUUCAGAGAGGCCAUUGCACUGCACGGUCUUAGCGGUGCCAUGGCGAGCAUUUCUGUGCGCUCGGGUCCUCCGGGUUCCCCAACCCAUCCCGCCCAGUCCCUCAGCCGUCGUAGGAACGGCCUUCAUGACGUGGACCUCAACACCUUCAUCGCUGAGGAGAUGGCGCUUCAUUUGGAUUCCACGGCCAAUCGCAAACGCGGCCCUGCCCCCUGUAGUGACGUCAUCACAGACUCACCCACUCAUAAACGUAACAGGAUGCUCUGAACUUUUCCUACACCACUAAUCCCUCCUCUGUCCUCUCCUCGGUGGCCGACUGGACAGCUGAUGAGGACUGAUGCCUUGGCCAACCAUUGAAAUCUUCCUCCUAUUCAUCUUAGUUGCAAUGCUACAAAUAAAGAAAACCUUCCUUAUUACCAACCCACAUAGUUCUCCCCUUCUUUGUUUCCCACCACCCGACACCUGUUGUCUCAGACAUCCUCCAUGUUUGGGUUGUAGUCUUUAUGAGAGUAUGUUUCUUUCCUUUUUGUUUGGUUUCCCACCGUAGACCUAAUACAGAAGCGAGCACACGUCACUCUUGAAAUCCUUAAACUGCAGAAUGUUGCAUUUAGACAUUGUUCAUGGCCGGGUUCCUUUGUGCUUCACAUCCAAUUAUGAGAUGAUCCGGGCUGUCGCCUUCUGUUUGCUGUCCUCUUCCCCGACCUCCCUCAAAUGUACUUCCUCCUCCUGCUCUGUGGAGUGCUGGCCAGACCAGGCCGGACUGAAGCUCGGGCUCCAUGGGGCUGAGCGGCCCUGCUGUGCGGCUCCACUCAAAACGCUUCUCAUUCUGCUGCUGCUUUGUGUUUUUUGCAUAUCUGACAGCAGAACUGCCACUUACUGUGUUGUACUCGUCUUUGCCUUUGAGAAAGCUGCUACAGUAUCUCUGGUUGUUGUGCAACAGUGAGUGUGUGUGUGUUUGAGUAUGUGUGUGCGCUUGUGGAUGCAGGGUUCUGCAUCAGCACCCACUCGACCCAAUUUUCUGUUUUACUUAAAUUCAUCCUUUUCUCUUUAGUUGCUCUUUGCAGCCCAAACCAGGGUUUUAUCACAAAGCAGGUCAGUCCGAUUCACACAGGUCGUGGUGACCAUCGCUCACUGUUAGUUCUCAACUUGAAUGGUGGGAUGACAAGAGUAAGCAAGAUUUAUUUUCAUCACUUUUCUUUGCUCGAGAACCAUUGUCCCAAAUCGUAUUUAAGUUUUUGUAUUUAGUUUCCAAAUACCGAAACAUUUAGUUUCCCCUCAGCAUUGGACUUUAACAUAAAGACGAGUAUCAGUGUUUCAAAUCUUGCAUUUUACCGAAAUCAUGUUUACAUUUGUCCCACUGAUAAGAACCCCAACAGAUGCUUUGUUUCCAUUCUGUCUCUUGUACUUCAGAAACGACACUUUGACACUUGUGAUUUCAGCUUUAAACAGAAGUUACCUGUUAAUUAACAGGGGGCCAACGGCUGUGAUGCUUUGUUUUGUCUCGUCAGUUCCUGGACUAUUGGGUGUGAUGGUUCGACGAGGCUAGGGCCACUUGUUUUUUGCUAGUUUCACACACUGCUUUGUGAUACAAUCUUGUGUAAUGUGUGUAAAUAACAUGUAGGUGCUGUUAUAUGUGGUACAUAUUGUAAAAAGAAGUGCAAAUCCAUUGGGAUGUCCAUGUACAAUAACAAUUCUGACAUUAAAGAAAAAUAAAGAGUUUAACUAA